GCCACACUUCCACCCUAUCACAAAAUCUCCAUCAUCUUCCAUCAGUGCCUGCCAAACAUACAAAAAAAAAGACCACAAAACUUGAGCGCGGGUUGCAGCGUGAGGCUCUCCCCCCAAAACAUAUCCGACCCCCAAUCCAGCGAGUCCCCAAGAAAGUCCCGCAAGCAUGGCUCUGGACAGCGCCGAACUGGUGCAGUACGCCCGCGACAGCGCGUCGCGGGGCGAUGACCUCUUCGCGCUGCUCGGCGUCGACGCCACGACGCCCAAGGACGACAUCCACCGGGCGUGGCGGCGGGCGGGCCUCAAGUACCACCCGGACAAGGCGGGCGACAGCUACGACCCGGCCAAGUACGAGUCCUUCGAGCGGGCGCGCGACGUGCUGUGCGACCCGGCCGCCCGCGAGGCCUACGACGGGGGCCUGCGCGCCGCCCUGCAGAAGAAGCGCCGCGUCGAGGAGAUGUCCACCGACAGGAGGCGGUUUGUCGAGGAACUGGAGCGCGCCGAGAGGGAGGCCAAGAGGCCGAAGACGUGGGAGACCGAUGGGGGCUUGUCUCAGGCGGAGAGGAAUAGAGUCGCCGAGGCUGGGAGGAGGCGGAUGGAGGAGCGGGCGAGGCUGAUGAGAGAGGCUGAGGAGAGGAGUAAACAACGGGAGAAAGAACGACGGGAUGUUGCCAGUCCUGUUGCCAGUGCUGGUGCCGGUGCCAAUGCCAGUGCUGCGGCUCCCACUGUUGGCACCGAACAAGUGUCGACCCCGACUCCGCCCUUGGGUGGCAAAGACCGUAGGCCUAGCCGAGAGGGCUCGCCGAUGGCAUCGAAACCAGCAAAUGGGGAUGAAUACGACGAUCGGAUAGCGGACCUAGAGAGGCGGCUGAAAGAAAAGCAGGAGAGAAAGGCGGCGCGCAAGUCAGACAAGAGGGGAAGGAAGAGCGAUAUCUCGUCUCUCUCAUCACGGCGGUCGCCACCAGCCGGCGCGGGAUAUACACCCACUAAACCCCCUCAUGAUGCGUCAGAGCCAAAAGCUGACCGAGAGAAGACCCCAGAGUCCCGAUCCUUCUCGUUCAGGCCCUUCGCCGCUUCCGCGCCAUCCUCCCCUGCAACCACGAAACUCGGCUCCAGCACCUUACCUCAGUUCGCAUCCACCAUGGCGAGGCUGAAAGCUGCCCAGGCCAAGAGGGAGGAAGAAAGGCGAAAGCGGGCUGAGGCAGCCGGCGAACAGGCAGCAUAGACCGGUCGCUGCCUUGCCAUGUUUACAUUUUUCUCAUAUCAAUGAUACCAUAGCAUGAAUAGAAUUAAACUACGAUACCAAC
Phialemonium atrogriseum is the source of this 1307-nucleotide messenger RNA. RefSeq lists its product as uncharacterized. Gene Ontology annotation, biological process: spliceosomal complex disassembly. The coding region runs from base 167 to 1225 and encodes 352 amino acids. The record is from RefSeq and is a predicted model, not a curated record. The transcript has a single exon. Gene Ontology annotation, cellular component: spliceosomal complex. Lineage: Eukaryota; Fungi; Ascomycota; Sordariomycetes; Cephalothecales; Cephalothecaceae.